CUUAAGCUUGCGUGCCGCCUUACCGAUGCCCAUAUUCAUCCAAAUAAUUUUCAAAAGAUGAGUGUGCGUUUGGCUGCAUCUCUUUUUUCAAAACGAAACGCCAUCGCGAUUUGUGAAUACAGAAACCUGCCAGCCAAAAACUAUCAAGAAGAAAGGAUUAAGGACAAGUUCCAAGGUUCAGAGCAUACAGAAUAUUUAACAAACCUGUUAAAUGAUGUGAUCGACAUAAUGAAUGCAAGAUUCUGUAAGGAAGGGAUAACUGUUCUGAAUUGGUUACCUAAAAAGAAAAAGCUCGAAGAGAUGCUUGUAGUUCUGAAAAGAACAGAAAUGAUUUAUUUGCAAUCGGACAACAGAGAAAAAAUGUUUGCUUCUACGACGACCAUCCGUGGAUGGAAAACUUCGAUCCAAAGCACCAUAGCAAUUACCGAAGAGCUCUUCUCCGAAAAUUAUGGCUUUGUUCUCACAGGUAAAUUCAACCAGGAUGCCCUAGAGAGAUUAUUCGGGAUCGUUCGAUCAGUUGAUAGCCACCCAACGGUGACGUCUUUCUUGCAAAUAAUGAGAUAUGUCUCUUUGCUCGCUCGACUGAAUACGAUCGUAAAAGGAUCAAGCAUCGAUAGCAGUGAGCAAAUUGUAGUAUUGGCGACCAUCUCAAAAUGCCUUAAACAUAAAGCAAAGCAAUCCGAUAUCGCUGCAGCUGACCUUAAAAAGUAUAUGGAAGAUAUUCUGCUGAAGGAACUAACUUCUAGAUACGUAGACUCACUUCCAGAACGAGAAAAAGUCGACUAUAUUAAUGAUAUCGCUAUAUAUGAUGUAUGUGGAUACAUGUUAAAAGCACGACCGUCUGUAACAGUAUGUCUUGAUUGUAAACCUUCAGUGCAAUGCGACGAAUUAGAAUUACCACCUGAUUUUAAUUUUGAUUAUUUCACUGGCUUGAGAACCCGUGGUAACCUCAUUUUCGUGACAGUGAAUAUGUUUCAAACUUUCCGGGUAGUUGAGUCAAUAAUUGAAUCUCAUUUCAAUCCGAUUGGUCAGUGA
Messenger RNA from Daphnia magna, 1035 nucleotides. RefSeq lists its product as uncharacterized. NCBI's taxonomy places the organism in Eukaryota, Metazoa, Arthropoda, Branchiopoda, Diplostraca, Daphniidae. Bases 58 to 1035 code for a protein of 325 amino acids. The transcript has 3 exons. The record is from RefSeq and is a predicted model, not a curated record.